AUGAGCCACAGCCCGGAGAGGAUCUCUUCCUACCGCCGCCACUUCGAGGGCAGCGGCGCCUCCUCGUACCACGUCCGGGUGACCAGCCCCUCCCCCACCCGCCGGGAGGCCUGCCACCGCUCGGCCAGCUACUCCCGCAGCGCCGCGACGACCGGCAUGCGAGCCGAGGCCAUUGGUCGGAGGACUGUCUCCAGCACACGCAGUCCCCGCAUGGCCAGUUUCACCAUGGGAGCAAUCUGUUACGGCGCUGGGGCCGGAGCGGCCCUAGAUCUGGACGCUGCCACCGCCGAAAAUCAGGAAUUCCUCAGCACACGCAGCAGCGAGAGGCAGGAGAUGGUCGUGCUCAACGACAGACUGGCGGCCUACAUCGAGAAGGUUCGGACACUGGAGCAGCAGAACAAGCUGCUGGAGACAGAGAUUGAUGCCCUGCACAGCCGUUUCGUACGACCGUCAGGUCUGCGGAUGCUCUACGAGGAACAGCUGAGAGAGUUGAAGAGAAUCGCUGAUCAGAUGAGAAGGGAGCGGGACAUGGCUGUCGCCGCUAAAGAGGCCAUGGCGGGUCACCUCGAGAUGCUCAAAGCGAAGUUUGAGGAGGCGGUGGAGCUGAGGAAGAAGGCUGAGGAGGAGAUCGAAGCUUUCCGCCCGGACGUUGACGCGGCUACAUCCGCACGCAUUGCUCUGGAGAAACAUCUGGAGAAUUUGGAGGUGGAAAUUGAGUUUCUCCGGCGGAUUCACAAGGAGGAAAUUGAGGAGCUGAUGCGACAAAUAUAUAAAGCGUCUGGCAUAGUCGAUUCAUCCUUUUCUGUCCCAGACCUCGGGGCCGCUCUCAAACAAGUGCAGGAUCACUACGACGGCAUCGCUGCCAAGAACUUACAGGAGAUGGACUCUUGGUAUAAAUCAAAAUUUGAGGACCUAAAUAUGGCUUCAACAAGACACGUUGGAAACGUUCGAAGUGCCAGGGAGGAGAUUUCUGGCGUUAAGAAAGACCUCCAGAAUAAGGACCGCGAACUCGACGGCCUAAAAACCAGAAAUGAGACACUGGAAGCACAGAUCCGCGAGAGGCAAGAGAAGUACAAAAAGGAACUGGAGGAAUUAGAGGCAAAGAUAGAUAGCCUGCAGCUGGAGCUGAAAUCCACCAAGGAGAAAAUUGCGCUGCAUCUUCGUGAAUACCAGGAGCUACUGAACAUCAAGAUGUCCUUGGAGAUUGAAAUCACCACAUACAGGUAA
Molecule: messenger RNA, 1227 nt
Organism: Conger conger (European conger)
Lineage: Eukaryota; Metazoa; Chordata; Actinopteri; Anguilliformes; Congridae
Exons: 9
Coding region: 1-1227 (408 amino acids)
Biological process (GO): skeletal muscle organ development
Cellular component (GO): sarcolemma; Z disc; intermediate filament
Source: RefSeq, a predicted model, not a curated record